Messenger RNA from Colletotrichum siamense, 1851 nucleotides. RefSeq names its product GPI transamidase component GAA1 (gene GAA1). Gene Ontology annotation, biological process: attachment of GPI anchor to protein. Gene Ontology annotation, cellular component: GPI-anchor transamidase complex; membrane. The record is from RefSeq and is a predicted model, not a curated record. NCBI's taxonomy places the organism in Eukaryota, Fungi, Ascomycota, Sordariomycetes, Glomerellales, Glomerellaceae. The coding region runs from base 1 to 1851 and encodes 616 amino acids. The transcript has 4 exons.
AUGUCACGACUGAUAUCUUCGGCCCUUUCGUUGCGACGCGAUCCACGCAUCCUCAAGCUUCCGCCCUAUAUUUCUCUGGCCUGCAUCCUCGGUGGUAUUGCUUGGCUGUUCCUCCUGCCGCUCAACGACUACUCCCGAAGAACCUACAUUUCCGAGAAUGCGCUUCUUCCCGGUCAGGUACACACCUAUUUCGGAGGCAGCGACCAGAACGUACUGCGGGCGUAUAAGCAAGAGGUCAACUCGGUCAGGGACAGGUCCAACUACGAAAUCAAUGACAAGCUCGAAAGUAUCCUGAAGAACGUCGGUCUCAAAGUCGGUCGCCAAAAUUACACGUACGAGUCGGCCGGCGACAUUUACUCAGGCGAGAACAUUUACGCCAUCCUACAAGCCCCACGUGGCGAUGCGACGGAAGCGAUUGUGUUGGUGGCAGCUUGGAGGACGGUCGAUGGCCACUUCAAUCAAAAUGGUAUUCCGCUAGCAUUGACCCUGGCCCGUUACUUCAAGAGGUGGUCUCUAUGGUCCAAAGACAUUAUCCUGGUUGUCCCCCCCGACAGCAAAACAGGAACCCAAGCGUGGGUCGACGCCUACCACGACUCCCAUGACUCCGCCAGAGUGAACUCUCUACCUCUCAAGUCCGGCGCCCUCCAAGGCGCCAUUGCCAUUGAUUAUCCCCAGGAACAUCGAUUCGAGUCCAUCCACAUCAUUUACGAUGGCAUCAACGGCCAGCUUCCAAACCUAGAUCUCAUCAACUCUGUCGUCAAUAUUGCCGGGGGCCAGAUGGGUAUGGGAACCGCCAUUCAAGAGAUGUGGACGCACUCGGACAAGUACCAGGACCGUCUGCGUACUAUGCUUCGAGGCAUGCUGAAUCAAGGCCUGGGACACGCCUCUGGCCCCCACAGCAGCUUCAUACCUUACCACGUCGAUGCGGUCACACUGCAGCCUUUCGGUGAGGGAUGGCAUGACGAGAUGGGCAUGGGCCGUACGAUCGAAGGCACUUUCCGGAGUCUGAACAACCUUCUCGAACACCUCCAUCAGAGUUUCUUCUUCUAUCUGCUCAUGCAUAAAGAGAGGUUCGUCAGCAUCGGCACCUAUCUGCCUAGCGCCAUGAUCUUGGCAGCAAGCUUCACAAUCACUGCCAUCUCGCUGUGGGUGAAAAGUGGUCAUCAAGAACAGCCUCCCAUUGUGGUCAAGUCAGAAUGUGAAGUCACCGCGAAUGAUAAGUCUUCCGAAGAUGCUUUGCGGGAGACAGACAAACACACGCUUCGCACUAGAGCCGUUGAGCGGGAUCUGUUCCUACCACUCGGUGUCGUGGCCAUCUGCCAGUUCCUAGGCGUGAUUCCGCUGUACGUCUUCAACCACAUGCCCGCAAGUAUGCUUGCUGGGGCGUACACGGUCUUUUCGCUCACUAAUUGUGCUCUGCCCUUCCUCAUCUCUUCGCUGAUGACAUCCGCCUACAACCCUACGGUUCAGCAAUACCAGCUCAUCAAGUCAUUCUCCCUACUCUUGUUGGGCAUGUUUCUCUCCGCUCUAGCCACGCUUAACUUCUCUCUGGCCUUUCUUGUGGGGGUUAUGGCCAGUCCACUCUCCUUCAUGCACCCAUGGCCGCACCAUCCUGCCGUUCGGUGGGCUUGCGCGGCUUUCCUUCAACUUAUCUCACCUACGGCAGCUCUUUACUCCGUCUCGACUUACUUCAAUAUUAGCAUUGGGGAGGUCCUCAAAGAAGCUGCUUUCGGUUGGGACGUUUGGGGCAUGUACACGCCUGUCAUAAUCUGGGGUGUGUGGUGGCCUGCUUGGCUGAUGGGUUCGGUUAUUGUGCUCGGGAACCCUGCGUCCUCAGCGAAAAGGGCUUGA